This is a messenger RNA of Dentiscutata erythropus, 1420 nucleotides long. NCBI's taxonomy places the organism in Eukaryota, Fungi, Glomeromycota, Glomeromycetes, Diversisporales, Gigasporaceae. The record is from the annotation of a GenBank genome assembly.
GCAAAAAAAGAUGUUAAGAAAAAAGGUAAAUUGCGAGAUACUCUGUCGAACAAAGAAAAGAAGCCAGCUACACGAGAAGGUCCAAAGAAAAAAGCAAAAUCUCCUGCGACGAUGAUUACGACUAACAAGGGUAAAUCGAAGGCAAUACAAGUAAAGAAGAAUACCACCAAAAAAGCUGAGGAAAAGAAAGCUCCACAAUAUCAGCCGAGUAUGGUCGAAAAGGCUGCUAACCUUUACCCAGACAAUUAUUGGAAAUUCCAUGCCGAAAGCAACACCGGAAUGAUAAAUUAUAUUAACGAAGAACAUCAACUCGAAUUGAUAAACGUGGAUGUGCGUGAUCAAGGGCCAAUCACUGGUAUGACACUUUCUCCCGACGGUGCAAUGCUCGUGACGUUUUGUAAUGUAGGAUGUGCAAAAAUAUGGGAUACCGCCGACUUCAAAUUAAUUCAAAAAUUAAGAGACACAGAGGAAGUGAAUAUUGAUGAAUUCUUCGUUGGUAAAUUCAUUCCUGAUCACACUCGCAUGGCAAUUGGUGGUAAAUUGAAAGAUCGUCAUCAUUGGUCAAAAGAUGAUGAUGAUAAUCAUAUCCUACCGUGUCCUCUUAAGAUUUUUGAUGUUAUUACCGGGAAAGUUAUCGCAAGACUUGAAGGUCACACAGAAGAAAUAUUAUGUGUAAAAACUGUUAUAUAUAAAGGCGCACCAUAUUUCUUAACGACAAGUCAAGACGGAUAUAUCAUAAAGUGGAAAAUGCGCGAUGAUUGGACUACGCUCAUUAGUAAACAACCGAUGGUUGAUGGUUUAACAUGCAUGGCGUUUACUGUUUCAUUUGUUCCAAACACUGCCAAUAGGUAUUUUAUGGCAGCUACUGACGAACACGUUCGAUUAUACGAUUUUGAUGCAGCACAGCUUAUGCAAACCUUUUCGGGAAACAUGUAUUCACAAUACUGUGAUUGUGGUAAAUUCAUUUUUCCUAUCGAACCAUUAGAAGAUGAAGAUAUUAAUAACGAUAGUGUAGAAGAAUGCAAUAGUAAAUCUAAAAAAAAGCAAGUUAGCCAAAAAUUCGCAUAUUUUGUUACCCGUGGUGUAGAAAUUUUAGAUGCAGAAGGUGGAAAAAUAGGUGAUGCGUCACGUGCAAAUGUGUGCAUUUUGCACAAAUUGAUAUAUCCAUCUAAAAAAGGGCAACCAUUUGAACUUAAAGAAGUGCGAAGGUUUGGACAUAAAGAUUAUCAUUCCAACUCAUGGCUUAUAAAAAUUUCAUCAAAUGGUCGCUAUAUCGUGGCUCCAACAAUGACUGGACAUGUCUUUAUAUUCAGCUUAAGGACUGGGAAGGUUACAGCCAUAUUAAGAGAUCAUGAAGACCUAGAAGUUAGAGACGUAAUAUUUCAUCCAUGGAAGCCUCUGUUAUUCACUAGUGCUGAUG